Erythranthe guttata (spotted monkey flower) is the source of this 888-nucleotide messenger RNA. RefSeq names its product ubiquitin-conjugating enzyme E2 5. The record is from RefSeq and is a predicted model, not a curated record. NCBI's taxonomy places the organism in Eukaryota, Viridiplantae, Streptophyta, Magnoliopsida, Lamiales, Phrymaceae.
AAAGCCAAAACAAAAACCUCAGAGCUUCAUCCCCCCACUUCCGCUCUUUGAUGUCUGAACCACCGCCUUGACACACACAAAACACACACACACACACACACGAGAAGCACGCGCAUAUAUAUAUAUAUAUAUACGUACACUCCACCGUACACAUCGAUUUUCCCCAUACGAUUGAAAAAUUGAAGAACCCAUGUCUUCCCCAAGCAAACGCAGGGAAAUGGAUUUGAUGAAACUGAUGAUGACUGAUUACAAGGUGGAGAUGAUCAAUGAUGGCAUGCAAGAGUUCUUUGUCGAAUUUCAUGGACCCAAAGAAAGUCCUUAUCAAGAAGGUGUUUGGAGGAUAAGGGUGGAGCUGCCGGAUGCUUAUCCGUAUAAAUCUCCUUCGAUUGGUUUCAUUAAUAAGAUUUACCAUCCAAACGUUGACGAGAUGUCAGGCUCUGUGUGUUUAGAUGUUAUCAAUCAGACAUGGAGUCCCAUGUUUGACCUAGUAAACGUGUUCGAAGUGUUUCUUCCUCAACUUCUUCUGUACCCGAAUCCAUCCGACCCUCUGAAUGGAGAUGCUGCAGCUUUGAUGAUGCGUGACCGCACUGCGUAUGACCAAAAAGUCAAAGAGUAUUGUGAAAAAUAUGCAAAGGCCGAAGACGCAGGAGUUGCACCGGAAGAAAAAUCCAGCGACGAAGAAGAAUUGACUGAAGAUGAAUAUGCCGCCUCCAGCGACGAGGAAGUUGCCGGAAAAGCCGAUCCUUAGAAAAAAUAAAGUAAUAAUAAUAUUCCCAACUGUUUAUCUGUACAUGAAUUAUGUUAUGUGAUGAUAAAAUUUGAAUCCUGUAUGAAUUGCUCGUUCGUGUACGAAGAUAAUAUCCAUUGCCGUUUUUCGUUUUUCUUUUA